Apis dorsata (giant honeybee) is the source of this 2255-nucleotide messenger RNA. RefSeq lists its product as uncharacterized. The transcript is spliced from 3 exons. The coding region runs from base 1321 to 2232 and encodes 303 amino acids. The record is from RefSeq and is a predicted model, not a curated record. NCBI's taxonomy places the organism in Eukaryota, Metazoa, Arthropoda, Insecta, Hymenoptera, Apidae.
GCAUGCAGGCAGCGAUGCAGGCAGCGAGCCAGAUGGCGAGGGUAGGAAGCAAGGUGGGCGGUCGAAGGGGUAGUAACGGAUAGUAAGGGGAGUCGGGGGUGUUGGGAAGGGGAGGUGGCGGCGUACAGGGGGCGGCAGGCUGGUGCGUCAGAGCCUGCAGUGAGCCCGGCAGUGAGGCGAAACGUUGGGCUCCGCGCGGGAGUCUCGUGGCCGCCCGCCUUUUCUUUUAAGUCGGGGUGCCUUUUUCCUUACACCCCCCCCCCGCCCCUCUUCUCGUCGCCCUCGCGGCUCUACGGACCCAUCGUCGCUCUCUUUUUCAAGGCACACGCGAGUUACCUCGCUUUGCGACUCCGUUGAUCGUUUACGUCCGCGUUACGAUCACCACGAUGGCAGUCGAACGGGGAAGACGAGCAAGUGGCAACGUCGCAAUUAGUUGGAAUUAAACGUCCGCGCGGAAAUGUCGAUCGGGAUCGGGAGGUGGAUGAAGGUCGAGAUCGAGCUUGUGCGUGACCACGUAUCCUCAUCGUGGAGAACAACGACCGUGUGGCUGGCUUGAGGCCAAUACAAGUCUAGUUUAAGGGGGUGAACGUGAAAAUCAGGUGGAUAGUGGGGGUGGAGGUGGACUCGAGGAGGGAGAAUAGAAGGCGAACAGGAAGGAAGGAAGGAAGGAAGGAAGGAAGGAAGGAAGACUUGGUGGGCGACAAAGACGUUUUCCUAGUGAAUUUAUUCGUGGUUUUGAUUAUAUCCUCUGUGUGCAAGAUGCGCUCGCGACGCCGUGACGGCGGCUGAAGGACGAAGAAAACGAGCGGCUCGUACAGCCCUCGAUUCCACGUGUCGAAUUCCCCGUCCUUUUGUUUUUUUUCUUUUCCAACGAGACUCGACGAGAAAGCGCACUGCGGAGUCAUCCCGUCCUCGCUUAUCUCCUCGAGAUUUUACCGAUUCGCCGCGAGAAACAGUCAAGGUCACGCAACGCGACAGCCGUGAAAGAAUAACCCAAGGCGACAGACACGGAGUCACGAAGAAACGCGGGAUUGCAAAAGGAGGGGGGGCGGAAGAAAGGAGGAGGGGACGAGGCAAAGCGAAGAGCGAGCAAGUGGAAGAAGCGGAGAAAAGAGGCGAGAGGGCGCGGUACGACGCUUAAGAACGUACGUACGUAAAAUUUCAGAGACCAGAGGAGAGAAAGAGAAAGAGAAAGAGAAAAAGAAAAAAAAAGAAGCCAGAGUGUCGCUAAGACAGAGUAUAUCUAAACGGAGUAUAAUAUGCAGUUAGAGGGGAAGGGGUGCGGGGCCGAAAAAGCCUUGUGAAGAAACUAAGGAUUAGAUGGUGGAGGUGCUCGAGGGGCGGGCUAGGGAGCCUACGGGGCCGAUCAAGGCACCUCGCACCUACCCAGGGCCAGGCAGCCCUGGAAACAGCCUCCUCCAGGUCCUCGACGCCGAAACAAAUCCGCAACUGCGUCCGCGGCUGCGUCCCUCUUACCUCGCUUCCGAUGCUCUCUUAAGGUCCCUCGCUCUUCUCCAGACCAGAGGCCAGAUAUCACCGAGAUCCCGAUUCUCGUCGAGCGUGGUGGUCGAGGGCAGUGACAACCUCGUGGACAACCUCGGCCUCGAUAGGCCGGGGAUCGAGAUCGCGGCGCGGGAAGCCGCGAAUCGGUUCGGUGGGGAGGGGCAGAAGGAGCGUAGAAGAAGAAGGCGACGGGAAGUAGGCAGGAGAGACGGGAGUUCGGCAAGGAGUGGAUUCGACGGCGAGGAAGGGGGCUCUGACAUUGACAGUGGAAGCGGCGGGGAAGGGGGGGCGAGCGGUGAGGCUUGGAAGAUUCGAAGAUCGGAUCGGUGGUGGGCCGAGUGCGGAUCGGGCAGAGGGGACAACAGGGCGGUCAGGGGGGAGGAUAAAGAGUGGUGGUGGGUAAAAGUGGUGCAGCAGAGGAGGGGAGUGGCCGAGGAGGCAAGGCCGGAGGAUCGUGCGGAGCCCGGGAAGGGCUCCUUAGGAGGGAGCGAGACUGGCGAGCGCAAUGUGGCAAAGCGGCGGCAUGGGCGCCCAUGCGGCCAACAAUCCAUGGAUGAAAUUAAUGGGCAUUGUCCACAAGGAGAGAAGGCAUCACGAUUCGGGCUCUGCCGCUGCCGCCGCUUCCGGUGUUCAGGGCUCUGCGACCACGGGCAGCAACGACCGGACCCUCAAUCAGUGAGUUCGCACCAUUCUCCUUCCCCCUUUCUCUUUCUAGUUGGUAGCGUGUAGUAGAGGAGAUUAUUAUUUUCUUU